Messenger RNA from Platichthys flesus (European flounder), 1895 nucleotides. RefSeq names its product NK3 homeobox 2 (gene nkx3-2). The transcript has 2 exons. Gene Ontology annotation, biological process: cell differentiation; regulation of transcription by RNA polymerase II. The coding region runs from base 223 to 1020 and encodes 265 amino acids. NCBI's taxonomy places the organism in Eukaryota, Metazoa, Chordata, Actinopteri, Pleuronectiformes, Pleuronectidae. The record is from RefSeq and is a predicted model, not a curated record. Gene Ontology annotation, cellular component: nucleus. Gene Ontology annotation, molecular function: RNA polymerase II cis-regulatory region sequence-specific DNA binding; DNA-binding transcription factor activity, RNA polymerase II-specific.
GCAGCAUCGUGCCUGCGGAUGUAGCAGAAACUUUUCCACGACUUCUCCCGCGGGGAUGCGACCAGGAACCAGCUCCAGAGGGGGAAACAAGUCAAGCAACAGCAGAGCUCCACUGAGGAAGUAGUUUAAAAUGUGGAUGAACUGACAUUUACUCCAUUAUCCGGGCUGGUUAAUCACUCAACUUCAACACCGAGCAAACUUUGUUUUUUGGCAUUAGUGAAAAUGGCCGUUCGUGGCAACUCGCUGAUGCCUUUCUCGAUCCAAGCCAUCCUGAACAAAAAGGACGACAGCCGACACUUGCCAGAUUUGGACAUGUGCUUCUCCAAGACGACGUGCUGGAAAAUAUUUGGGGAGAUGAACGGUGGCUCGAGGAGGGACGACGGGGAAACUUGUGAGCCGACGGACCAGAAAAGUUACGACUCAGACUCGGGACUCAGCGACGACAACGACAGCAAGACUCCGGCCGCGUGCAAGUCGGAGAAGGACGGGGACGCAGCGUCUGACGUGCCGGAGGAAAGUAUGCAGGAGGAGACGGACCAGGAGUCUGCAGCUGCGGAAAACGCAAAGAGUGACAGUGAACCCAACAAUGCCACCGACUCCAGCACCCUGGACGAAAAGAGCCUUGAUCAACCCAAACAGCGGAAGAAGCGCUCCAGAGCCGCCUUCUCCCAUGCGCAGGUCUUCGAGCUGGAGCGCCGCUUCAACCACCAGAGGUACCUGUCCGGGCCGGAGCGGGCGGACCUGGCGGCCUCCCUGAAGCUCACAGAGACCCAGGUCAAGAUCUGGUUCCAGAAUCGUCGGUACAAGACGAAGCGUCGCCAGAUGGCCGCAGACCUGAUGGCGUCUACCCCGGCGGCCAAGAAGGUGGCGGUGAAAGUUCUGGUGCGGGACGACCAGAGACAGUACAGCCCGGGAGAGAUCCUGCGGCCCCCGCUGCUCUCCCUGCAGCCGUCCUACUAUUACCCCUACGCCUACUGCCUCCCUGCGUGGACACUCUCUGCGUGCGCGGGGAACCAGUGACAGCUCGGUGACUGUAUUUAUUGUUUUAUUUGACUGUUUGAUUUCCCGGGAGCAAAAAAACAACAACUAAACUAUUUUUCCUGACAAGAGGAGGAGAAUUGUCUGAUUGAACCGGCUCGUCGUGCUGUCCAGGCCAGACCAGGGCUUCCCCAACAUCUUCCACAUCCUCAAAUACUUUUAAAAGACUCCUUAUUAUUUUUUAGUAAGGAGGAGGAACCCUGUUAAAGAAGAUCUUUUCACUUUUUAGGGCUUUUAGUGUCUCAGCUGUGGGGGAGCAGGGAGACUGGACGUCUUUAUUAAAUGUUUGUAUGUGAACCUCUAAGGAGUGACACAGUAAUAACAGUAACGUAUUCCUCUCUGUGCCCGGGAGCCCCUCGAGGACCUCUGAACACCCCACUUUAGGACCCGGAGGCCUAAACAGACUGAAAAACGUCCCCUGAUGCUGGUUUAUAUUUUACAUGCGCCUUCCUACCUCUGCAGUGAUUGGAAAUCGACAUAUUCCAUUGACUUUUCAAAGAAACUGUCUCUGUUACAGAUUGUGUGGGAUGUGUGUGUGUGUGUGUGUGUUUGUUUUUCUUGCUGUGUUUGUAAAGGUAAGAUAUUUCAGCACUUUUCAUCAUAUACGUUACAUUAUUUCAAUGUAAGAAACAUUAUUGGACAUGUACAGUGUCAGACUGAGAAGAGGCAGUUUGUUGUGUUGCUGGCCUGAAAGUGUUCGUGUGGCAGUAAACACACCAACCUCCUUUUGAUGAAAUGUACAUGAACAUGUAACUCGUGUUAAAUGACUGUUUAGAUCGAAAAAAAAACAUUAAAAACAUAUCAGGCAUUAAUUUUACCUGGAUGCAAUUUUAUUUUAAGGAUUUUACUAUGAUGUG